UUUUAUCAACAACAACAAACUAGAUGAUUGUCUGAAAAGUGAAAAGUAAAAUCAUUUUCAUUGGAAAUAUAUUUGAAUCUAUCAUGUAAUUAAAACGAAAUAAAAUAAUUACUCAUCCAUCGAUCAUCACGUUUCCUCUAGUAAGCUUCACAUAAUCAGAAUAAUGUCGGAAGUCACUAACUUACAGAACGUGAAACUCAUCCUAGAAAAGGAGGAUGAAAACCUCACCCUAUUCAAAGAACGGUUUGAACAGAGUCAGCAAAUCACUAGUAAUAUGAUCAACAUCCUAGAGAUGUUCGAGAAUCGGUUAUCUAAACUUGAAGAAACCAUUCUACCAUUAUACAGUGAAACUGAAAAUCUUCAAAGUUGUCAAAAAAAUAUUGAGAAAACCAUUUCGGCUUUGGAUCACGUAAUUGCAUACUAUAGCGUUAGUACAGAGGUAGAAAGUAUUAUUAGAGCUGGACCGAACGGAGCUGAAGGUUUGGAUAAUUUCUUGAACGCGUUGGAUCGGCUGAAACAAGCUCAAAUAUAUUUUGAAAAGAAUAACCCUCAGAGUGUUGAGUUGGAGAAUGUUUCAUCACUUUUUAACAGUGGUGGCGAUGCUUUGAGUCGUGAGUUCAAAGAAAUGAUUUUAAAACACAGCAGAGCUAUAGCACCGAUCACUUUACUAGAUCUUAUUGCCAAUGAUGAAGAGGUAACGGUUGAUGACUCUUCAUCGGUUGGAUCGUAUUCUCAUUUUCCUGAAAAUGUAGCCGGUGAUUUGAUUCGUAUCGCGAACUGGCUCAUGAACGAAUCUCGAGACGAAUACAUGAAUGUUUACGCUCGUAUUCGAGCUAAUGUUCUCAUGAAAUCAUUAAACAUGCUGAAAGAGCAUCAAAAAAGUGGAAGUGGUGGCAGUAUUCAAGGAGUCGCUGCUUCUCCUACAAUAAGACCAAAGUAUCAACGUGCAGACUCGUCCACUAGUCGUAAACCAUCGAAACGUUUGCAAAAUUUAUUCGAAAAGAAAGCUAAUAAAGUGGUACAAAGAGUAUCGCAAACAUUAGAAUACUCGACCGGAUUUAGUUUGGGAGCUCGUCGAAGUACUAUUCAUUUCGGUGAAAAUCGUGAAGACGUUAUCGACGAACAAGAGAUGGAAAAUUACUUAACCAUCGUUAUGGCUGUACAAAAACUAAUGCAGAACGAGUUAUCUCUGCUUUCAACUAUUAUACCGGUUCAGCAUCAACAUCAAGUAUUCCAGAUCAUUAUUCAAGAUGCUUUGGAUGCCGUUGUUCAAGACGGUGAAAAUAUUGCAAGUCGAGCUAAAAGAUGCGUGAAUAGGCACGAUUUCUCAACAGCGUUGGUUAUUUUUCCUAUUUUGAAACAUUUGUUGGAUAUGAAGCCGGAUUUCGAGAAGAUUAUCGAAAGUUGCGAUUUCAACGUUAGAACUCAGUUUGGAAAUGUAUUGAAUAAGCUUCAGAACACCGGAUCCAAAGUACUGGAAGAUUUCGUCGAACACGUUAAAAGUGAUUCGAACAUGUCACUUCCUCGAGAUGGUACCGUUUACCAGCUCACCAGCGAUGUGUUAUUCUUCUUAGAGCAGUUAUUAGACUACAUUGGUAUCAUUGGAACGGUUCUAGCUCAAGAUAACAUCUACACUAAUGCCUUGGCUACGAUCACAAUCGAUCCUAAACGUGGUCCUUUCGAUAAAAAUAAAGUUCUUUUGGGAAUUUAUAUCAAAAAAGUGCUAUCUCAACUCAACCUGACUCUCAUAAAUAAGAGCGAUUUGUAUUGCGAUGUAGCAGUAAAAGCUCUAUUCCGAUUGAAUAAUUGUAAUCACGUUUUGAAAAGUCUACAAAGAUGUUCGUUACUGGAAUUGGUUACUUUAUCAGAACCAGACUGCGAAGAAACUUAUUUCAAUUCCAUAACUACUCAUAAAAAAACUUAUCAACAGUGUUGGAGUCGAGUACUGAGUUUCAUUUGUGAUAUGGAAGAUAUUCAAGUAUACUACGGUAAAUUGAAAGACAAGGAGAAGACUACGUUGAAAGAACGAUUUUCUGGAUUCAAUAAAGAAAUCGAAGAAAUAUCCAAACUCCAACGAGGAUAUUCUGUUCCUGAUUUCGAACUAAGGGAAGGUCUAAAAAGAGACAAUAAAGAGUACAUUUUACCGAAGUAUAAUCUAUUCUACGACAGAUACGCUCAUCUUCCAUUCGCCAAGAAUUUAGAGAAAUACGUGAAAUAUACGCCGGAGCAAGUAGCGGCUAUGAUGGAUAGAUUUUUCGAUAUAGCUGCUUGAAACGAUGAGUUUUAUGUUCGUUGAUUAUUCGUAAUCGUUUUAUUAUUCAUGUUGAACGUUUAUAUUUUUAUUGUUGUUAUCGAAUAUUAUUUUAUAUCAUUUUAUAUAUGUACCUUGUAUCGUUUUCAUUUAUAUCUAAUUUAUUAAAUAAUCGUUCUUCUUUUCAA
Messenger RNA from Planococcus citri (citrus mealybug), 2439 nucleotides. It is a transcript of the gene Exo70, whose product is annotated as exocyst complex component 7. Gene Ontology annotation, biological process: exocytosis. The record is from RefSeq and is a predicted model, not a curated record. Gene Ontology annotation, molecular function: phosphatidylinositol-4,5-bisphosphate binding. Bases 164 to 2272 code for a protein of 702 amino acids. Gene Ontology annotation, cellular component: exocyst. NCBI's taxonomy places the organism in Eukaryota, Metazoa, Arthropoda, Insecta, Hemiptera, Pseudococcidae. The transcript has 14 exons.